AUGGACGAGGUUCGAGCGGCCUUGUUUUCUAAUCUUCGAUCUUCAUCUAAAGUCGAGACUUUUCAACCAGAAGUGUUGUUGAAAACAGGAGCUGUCAGAGAGAGAUUUCGGGUCUUUCAAAAUGACUGCGAUCUUGAAAGCGGAAGUGACCCUUUGGAAGAUGCAGUCAUUUUCAUGAGCGUCCAGACUAUUAUCGACAAAAGCACUGAGUACAGUGUUGCGCUGACGAAAGAUGUGAAGAUCGAACUCCGGUGGCAGAAAGUAUCGCACUAUAUAUGGUUCGUGACGGGGCUUGAGUUGAAGCAUUUAUGUGUUCUUGCUCUUCGUGUUCUGAAAUAUCUCAUAGCUCAAUCGAGUAUCCAUAUCUGCCCGUCCUCGCACAAUGACAAAACUCUCAUACAGCUACCGCUUGAGGCGGAGACCAGAGUGAGAGAUAUCUCACCAGUCGACUAUCCAAGGAUAACCGCACAUUCAUCCAAAGAGGAUGCUUCAAUAACGUCUCACGUAGGAGAGGAAAUAGUAGAUACUGCACGAGAAGCAAUAGAUUGUAAAAUUAACAGCGUGUCAGAGGAAAUGCAAGAAAAAGCUCUUGAGAGCUUAAUUAGGGGCUUCGAUAAAAAAACUCAUUCAAUUCAUAGACGCACCUUUCAUAAAUGUAAUCUAUCGUCAAUUGACCAGAUCCAGGACAUUGCACAACAACUAUACAUCGAACAGAGCUCCAGAAUAUUAGACAGUCACCGAACUCCUGGCUCGUACCUAUCUAGGAAGUUCAGAAGUGCUACAGAGUUUGCGCCACAAACAGGAAGCAAGAAACUACCUAUCAGUGAGACUUUGGAGCAAGAAGACUCACCAAGUUCAGUAGAAGAAGUCGAAGAGAAUGAUGUUUGGAUCGCCAGACAACUACAGCCUCCCGCAAAAUCACGUUUUCAGAAAGGUUCUAGACAUGACAGCAGGAAAAGAAAAUUCUCUUCCUUUGUGAUCCCCUAUACUGCUCUCUCUGAGAUCGCGUCACAUCCGCUGGAUUAUACAUGUCGGUCAAAACGUGUACAGUCGGGAGUGCCUGAAGCGACGCAGACGCCGACACUCGAUCUAUCCGACGGCCAUACCAAUUAUGACGUUGGCGAGGACAUGAUGCUAGACUCUGUCGUCGAAAAUCCAGAAGCCAAACUAUCUAUGGAUCAUAGUAUGACUAGUACAGACGAAGAAGAAAGCGACUUUGAGGUUGUCGAGCCGGACGAUGAUGGAGACGGCGACUACACUGAUGGUGAUGAUGACCGUGAUAUUACCAAAGAAGAUGAUCCCGACCGCAUUAGGACUCGAAGCCGCAAUACAACACCCCAAAAACUCUCUGGCAACCUUCCAUAUAGAGCGCCAAAAAGCUUGAAUGCCCUUUCUGGCGCGGAGUCGACCAAUAUCAGCCCCAUCAGUCGAAAGUCACCAAGAGCUUCGCACAUAACAUCAAAAUCAAGCAGUCUACCUCCGGCAGUGACAGAGAAGACACAAGAAGUUGGUAAAGAAGUAGUGCAGUCCAAUGAAGAUAAAGGGAAUGAUGGAAGUGAAAGCACGCCAGAUACGAGCUCAAACUACACGAUUUGCUGGAUGACAGCAAACAUGCCCCUUGAGGGUAUGAGCAUCCAGCCAGUCCGACCUGGUUUUGCAUGCGAGAUGUGCAAAGAGCGUCGUAGAAGGGGCAUGGAAUCAUCUUGCUUUUAUUUUGACACGACGAGGGAUGGUCGUAAAAGUGUUCAAUUUUAUGGGCGGAUAUAUGAUGAGUGA
Molecule: messenger RNA, 1776 nt
Organism: Glarea lozoyensis ATCC 20868
Lineage: Eukaryota; Fungi; Ascomycota; Leotiomycetes; Helotiales; Helotiaceae
Exons: 3
Coding region: 1-1776 (591 amino acids)
Source: RefSeq, a predicted model, not a curated record